Molecule: messenger RNA, 1651 nt
Organism: Harpegnathos saltator (Jerdon's jumping ant)
Lineage: Eukaryota; Metazoa; Arthropoda; Insecta; Hymenoptera; Formicidae
Exons: 5
Coding region: 44-778 (244 amino acids)
Biological process (GO): multicellular organismal reproductive process
Source: RefSeq, a predicted model, not a curated record
UAUAAUUGGCCAGGCUAGCCGCCAGGAUUUUUAACCAGGCAGGAUGUCGUUCUACGCGCUCGCCGCGCUCUGCGCCACCGCGCUCGCGCUCGUCGCGGCUCAGGAUCUCGAGCUUCCCGUGCAAACUUGCAAGCACGAUGCCGAUGACUACUCGUCUUGCCUGAGACUCGCCAUACAAGAGGCAUGGCCGAACUUCGUCCCAGGUAUACCGGAGUUGGACAUCCCGGUGUUGGAUCCGUUCUUCACCGAGAAGGAACACACUAAAUACCAGGUCGACGACAUAAACGCCGACAUCACGGUGAUGAACGUCAACACCUACGGGCUUGCGAAGAUGAAGUUCUUGGCGGUGAGACCGACAUACGCCGAUGACUUCUACAAGUUGGAGGUCGACGUCGAAGUGCCGAAGGUGCUCAUCGAGGGUAACUACAAGGCGGCUGGGUCGAUGGGAGCGUUCCAGAUCGGUGGCGAAGGCUUCUUUAAUAUCAGCAUGGAGGAUAUCAAAGCUACGUUCUCCUUGGAAGGAUCGGUGGCGAACGACCGAUGGACCAUCGAGCACUUCAACCUGAACCCCGAAGUCGGCAAAAUGAAGAUCUGGUUUAGCGACAUCUUCAACGGCAACGAGGGGCUCAACAAAGCUGCGCUGCAAUUCGUCAACGAGUACUGGCCGUCGUUGUACCGGUCGAUGCUGCCGUUCGUCGCGCAGAACUGGGACGAGCGUUUCACCGAGCUCGGUAACAAUGUAUUCUCCAAGAUCUCCUUCUCGAAGACCUUCCCUUGAAGUCCUCGAGAGGAGGAUCCCCCCUUUGCGCUAAUAGAGCGAGUACGUAGCGAUAGUCGAAGCUCGAUCGCGGACGAGACGUCGCCGAGGAGUAGAAAUCACGAGUUAUUUAAGCGGAACUGCACGAAAAGAGCGGCGCGGAGGAACACGUACACGGGAGCUUCCUCCUCCUCCUCCUCCUCCUUCUUCUUCUUCUUCUUCUCUCUCUCUCUCUCUCUCUCUCUCUCUCUUUCUCUUCUCUCCUCUUUUUUCAUCCACGCGCCUGCGAACAUUAGUCGGGGGGUGAGAGAUAAUGACAAUGCACCUCCUCAUUCUCCCCCCAUUGUAUCGUGAUAGCGUUGCUUUAAUUGUAUCCGCACGACGUCGACAUGCGUAUCAUAAGUUAACGCGCGAGUUCAGCCGUAUAUGUAGAACUGCGUAACGCGUCAAACUACUAGACUACCUCUGGCUAAUCGUUACUGUCCCCUUGUGUUGUCGCUAUUGUUUAGUGAGUUUGUUUUGGAGACAGUGGCGAGGACAGAGUGAUACAACGGAGAAUUAUCAAGUGAAAUACACGAAGAUCACCAAACGAAUGCAUGUUGACUUCCCGCUCACCCACGAGUCGCCGCGCCGUGUCGACACCAUCGAUCGCGAUGGAGUCUGGGAUCCGCGACAGGACGGAAUCGAUUUCGUGUGUGUGUAUGUGUGUGUGUGUCGUACCUUUAUUAUAUACUCCAUCGAUAUAUCGAUAUUUAAUUACUAUGCGUGCGCUGAAGCUAAUACAGUAGCGCGUUUCCCGAUUUAAUCAUCUACUUUCGCCUCACUACGACACCAAGCGACAAUUAUCGCUCUGCCCGCUAAUAAGGGAAUAUCAAUAAAAAAAAGGAAAGAUGA